CAUACCCUGAAGGUUUUUAUGUCCAACCAGAAAACUGAGCUUCAGUCGAAAACUACCGUCUGUGGCUGCGCAAGGGCAUUUCGUUUACGGGUCGUACCAUCAUUUGUGUCUAUUAAAUCAGUAAAAUAAAAUCAAAUAAAUUUAAACAAAAUACAAGAAAAAAAGACUUACUAAAAUGUUCUUUGACUUGUCAUCGAAUCAAAAAAUAUAAAGUGUUUAAAAUUAAAUUAACAAAUAUACCUUCGAAGGGAAUUUAAAUACCUUUUUAGUAUCCAGUGCGACGAAUAUACAUACAAUUUUAUAUAUUUUGAAUACAAAACAUCUCAUGGAUACACACAUACGCAGUCAAAUCUAAACAAAAACACACUACAAUUGUAUACACAUGCAUUGUUGCCUUAUUACAACCAAUCUGUGACAAUUUCCGUCAAAAUUUUCAUACAUAUGUACAUAAGUCGCGCGUACCUGUUUAAUCAUUACUGUGUGUGACAUAUAUAAAUUAAUUUGUAAUCUACAUAAGUCAUAAUAAUACUUCAUAAUGAUUCAUACAAAUAUCUAAUAUUUUUUUUACGAACGAUUUAUUAUGAAUUUUAUAUAGUAUUCGUAAAAAAACAAUCGAAUAUGAUGUUGUGAUAUUUUGAAUAAAAAACAACUAUAAUAAUAAUUUUAAAAAUACUCGUACAAAUACCAUUUAGAAAAAAACGUAGCAACAAUUGCAUAUAUGAAACCAAAAAAUACAUAAAUAAAGAAAGAAAUUUACGGAUUUUAUUGAUUAUUCCUUUAGCAAGCCAAUCAAUACAUUGAUUAUUAAAUUCAUUUGAUCAUCAAAGGUUAAACAACUAAUUCAAUUCAAAUGCACAUCCUACACCGAACUAAUGAUCAUCAAUUUGAGGAUCAAAAAUUUAUGAUGGAACGCUUGACUAGCCAUGGGAGUUUGGGACUUUCAAGCAAUAGCCCGGCUUAUACAACACAUACAGGAAGUCAUGCUAGUAGGGGUGGUCCAACAGCUGGUCAUAGUGGACAUGGUGGAACUCAUAGUUCUGCUGCAACUAUGCAUCACCAGUCGUUACAGUCUGACUUUCAACCUCCAUACUUUCCACCUCCCUUUCAUCAUUCUACACAAAGUCCUCCUCAACAACAGAUACCUGCGUACUUACAGAACCAUGGUGCUUUAGAGUAUCUAGGAACAGAUCCUUAUGGGCAACCUUUACCAACAUUACAUCACACACCCCUCCAUCAUUACAAUCAGUUAGCUGGACUGAGAAGUACUCAAGAUCAAUUAGGUAUACAUCGAUCUCAUAGAGAAGCGGAACUACAAGGACACGUGACACAAUUAUCACAUGGAUUUCCAUAUUCCGACCGAAGAAGUGAUUAUGGAAGUGGUUUAUCAACUGGUGCUACCCAUGGAGGACGUCUUACACACGAUCACGAUCCUUUAGCUUUGCAUCAAGCUCUGCAAAAUGCUGUGGAUGAUGGUCAAAAUACAGGAAUAGACGAUAAUGUUGGUUUUAUGUCGGACCUACCUCUAAUAAAAAGCAUGAAAAGUGGGAAAGAUGUCGGAAAUAUUAGCUCAGGUUCUCCUAGCGAAGUAUUUUGCGCAGUUCCUGGUCGUUUAAGCCUUUUGUCCAGUACCUCUAAAUACAAGGUAACAAUUGCCGAAGUUCAGCGAAGACUGUCUCCUCCAGAAUGCUUAAAUGCUUCCCUAUUGGGUGGAGUUUUAAGAAGAGCAAAAAGUAAAAAUGGCGGCAGACUUUUAAGAGAAAAACUUGAAAAAAUUGGAUUAAAUUUACCAGCAGGAAGGCGUAAAGCUGCAAACGUUACUUUAUUAACAUCAUUAGUUGAGGGUGAAGCUGCACAUUUGGCCAAAGAUUUUCACUUUGUUUGUGAAACUGAAUUUCCGGCCCGACAAUUGGCCGAAUACAUUGUGCGACACAACACCGAACCACAAGAUUCUUAUAGAAGAAAAGAGCUUUUAAUGCAUUCGCAACAGAUUACAAAGGAACUUAUGCAAGUCCUUAGCCAAGAUCGCACAACACAAUAUGGGACGAGAUCUCAACAUUUAUUAGAGCCUUCCAUGCAACGUCAUUUAACACAUUUCUCACUAAUAACGCAUGGAUUCGGGUCACCAGCUAUAAUGGCCGUAUUGCAUGCUUUCCAGACAUUUCUAAAUGAAUCGGUGAAUUAUCUCGAAAAGCUGUAUCCAUCAAAUGGUGGGGGCAUGGUGUCAUCAUCUCUUGACAAAAACAAAAUGGACGGAGAUAAGAAAUGAUAAUGCGAUUGCAUUUAAAUUUAUUAAAACGUUUAAAACGUAUUUGUACGAGUAUUUAAUUUAUAAUUAAUAAGUAAUUAUGUAAUGUAUGUAUGUACGUAUAAACAAUAUGUAAAUAUGUAUGUUAGACUGCCUCACAGUCCGUAAAAAAGCGUUUUCUCUCAUCUCGUUUGAAAAGUGAAGAAAACUGGCCUAUAAUUUGAAAACUUGUUAACUUUUUUGAGGCGGAAAAUAAAUGUAUAACAUGAUGUAUGUAUGUACGUUUAAGUCUAUGUAAAUUAAUAGCAAAUUAAUUUUGAGAUGAAUUAUUUUUAUUAUUUAGUACAAUAAGUAGCAAAAACAUGCUCUACGUAUUAUGCAAUAUGCAUAACAUGUAUAUAUAUAAAUUCUUAAGUAAGUAAUUACAUACAUACAUAUAUAAAUAUGUAUAUAUGUAAUAUGUAGGUAUUAAUUUUAAUGCGGGUACUUUUAAGUGACCCUUUUAUGCUGUCACCAAUGAUAAUAUUGUUGGAGAAUUUAGGAUUUUUUUAUAUUUUUGACAGUAUAAGCCGUAUGUAUCUACGACCCAAUUUAAAAUUUAUGUAAGAUAUUUAUAGAAAUCACACAAAACAAUGCAUUACAAUGCAAUUUACCAAUAAGCUAUGGUCAUAUUUGGUUAAAUGUAUCCUAAAUUUUCAGCAUAUGUAUAAUUAUAUUUUCUACAGGGUAAUUAGGUAAAAUAAAUCAAUAGUAUUUUCGUGUGACAAAUUUCAUAACAGUUAAAUAAAAGUUUGCAAAAAUGAGAAAAAUAGUCAAUACUUUUGAGGUGAAACUAGACAGCAGGUAUUAUACGUUGCUACGCUUUAUAUUCAUGUGUCAGACAUUCCGCUACUCAAAACUUUUGACGCGUUGGCGUCUGAUCAGAUUUUUGUUUCAUGUAGAAGAAAUAAUAUAGUUCAAGAUUUUACCUAUAGAUUUGUCAAACAUAUUUUCUGAAGUUUUUUUUUAUAAAAACUAAAAAUUGUAUUGAAGUUUUUUUCCCGAGAAUUUGUUAUAACCGAAUAUAUUUUUUUCAAGUAUACUUUGUUUAUUCAUUAUUUAAGAUCCUACAAAAGUCCUACAAAAAAAUAAACAUUAGCUAAAAAUAGUGGAUACGAUUAUUUUCAUUUAAUAUUUUUUAACUGUGAACAUAGCUUAUCUUUACUCAUCCAUAUAAAUUGGUUAAGGAUUUUUUAUUUAGGUGAAACAAAAUAAAAACUACUUAUAUAAAUUAUUACAUUCAAAAUACAUUAUAAAUAAAUUAGUAACAAAUAGUUGUUUUUAUUAAAUGAAUAAAAAUUAUAAUA
Messenger RNA from Lucilia cuprina (Australian sheep blowfly), 3591 nucleotides. It is a transcript of the gene TfAP-2, whose product is annotated as transcription factor AP-2-epsilon. The record is from RefSeq and is a predicted model, not a curated record. The transcript has 8 exons. Gene Ontology annotation, biological process: regulation of transcription by RNA polymerase II; regulation of cell population proliferation; anatomical structure development. Bases 851 to 2266 code for a protein of 471 amino acids. Lineage: Eukaryota; Metazoa; Arthropoda; Insecta; Diptera; Calliphoridae. Gene Ontology annotation, cellular component: nucleus. Gene Ontology annotation, molecular function: RNA polymerase II transcription regulatory region sequence-specific DNA binding; DNA-binding transcription factor activity, RNA polymerase II-specific.